This is a messenger RNA of Cylicocyclus nassatus, 1008 nucleotides long. The record is from the annotation of a GenBank genome assembly. Lineage: Eukaryota; Metazoa; Nematoda; Chromadorea; Rhabditida; Strongylidae.
AUGGAAGUAUCAUAUGAAACAUGUGCGUCUUCACUAUUUAUGCUUUUUCUCCUUUCGUAUACAGAGCAGUUAUUCUGCCAAAAAACUCUCGGUAGUUGCCACUCAGAGGAAAGGUAUAUCGCUUUAACAAAGAUAAAAUCUCGUCUGGGAAAUCAGCUGUAUCAGCUGGCUGCAGGUUAUGGAAUAGCGCAAAAAGCACAACGAACGUACUACUAUGUACUAGGAGGUAAUAGCAUAACGGAGAGGAGAGUGCGAAACUACUUGAGGCGGAUAGCGGAAACAUUUCCAAAGACUUUAAGAAUGUAUAAAAUUUUCAAGACAAACGAAAUUAAGCAAAUGAAGAUAAUUUUUGCUCCAGGUGAGCGCUUCAAGCGCUGCUGCUUAUAUGAGGAUCCCGCCAGAUUCAUAGACCAUCCAGCAAAGUAUAUCCAACUGAGUCAGGGAGGCGCACAAAAUGCACUUUAUCUGGAAGAUUAUCUGCCAGAAAUUAGACAAUUCUUCCAGUUCUCUGAAAUUGCAAGGAAAAGAGGAGAAGCUGAUCUAGGUGCUCUGCAAAUGGGACGAUACAUUCUCAGCACCACUUUCUUUGAUGCUCAUAAGCACUGUGAUGUACAAAGCUGGCGCGCGUCGGAAGUACCUGUGGGAAUUUGUUCGGAAGACACUUUAUAUCCGUUUACAGAACAAAUAUGGAAGGGGCUUCAUCACAUCAUUCUCUUCGGCGACGAUCAGGAUUUCAUGGACAGCCUCGCCAGGAUAUUGAUGGCAAACAAUUCAAGCAGGACGGUUCAUAUAUCCACUUAUACGGAGAUGUCGGAUUUCUAUAUCUCUUCUCGACUUUGCAAAUCAUUUCUGCUUUCUGCACCGACCUCCACAAUGGGUUGGUGGUUGGCCUUCUUUACGAAAAAUCAAAACAGUGUGUACUAUUACAAAGAUCGGCGGAACGUUGAGGACUACAAGAUGUUGACUGAUGAAUUCUAUUUAAAAGCAUGGCAUCGACUAAAUGGUUGA